UGAGCCGCGGUGGUGUCCACACGCGCUCUCAGCGACGUCAGCCCCCAUUUUAACCCCCAUCCGAUCUUCGUCAACACAGACAACUAAAAGAAGAAAAACAAAAUUAUUAUUAUUUUUUUUUGAAACCCCAUCGUCUUGUUUUUCGCCCAGUGUUGAGUGUAUGCUGUCAUUUCAUCUUUCAGCGGUGAAAUACAACAAAAAUAAAAAUCUGGAACAUUUUGAGAUGACAUGGGAACGUGAAGCGGAUCGAUCUGUCCCAUCAACGAGAGCAGCGAACUUCGACAACAUCGCGCUGUGAUUCUUCUUGUUCCCCAGCCGUCUGUUAUUUUCAAAGUGGUUCUUUUGGUGUCAGUGACAAGCCGCGUCGUCCCUUGUUUGCUUAUUAAUACAAAUUCCAUCUACAAAUCGACGGUUCCGGUUUCAAUAGUGAUCAAACUAAAGACAGCUGAUAUUCAAUCAAAAUCAUCAAAUGUACAAGUUUGCGUGCGCUGUUGCUGACCACAAGGAGAAUUAGAAGAUAGCCCCUCGCCAAAGAAGCGAAAGAGGAGAGUCGAUUCAUCUUCGAGCAGCUACGUUUUUUUCGUUGGAGGGGACAGUCCCAUUGGGUCUAGCGAUUAAAAAGGAAGAACAAGCCGAUUGUGAGCCUACCUAAAAAUAGCGUUAGUUUGGUGCUUUAUUUCUUUUUUAACUGUUUCUGUUUUCGUACGUGUACGAAGAAAGAAGGUUAUCCAGUCGGAGCAGUGCGGGGGCCAACUUCCUCGCUGUAAGAGGAAAUCAUUAAGAUGCAUCCGUCCAUAACGGGUCCGGUCGUAGGCAGACGGCCGUCCGCCAUCGUUUUGUUUCGUGUGGGUCUUGUAAUCAUCGCUUCUGCGUUCCUGGCCGGGCCGCAAUCGGCCGCCUCCGCCGACGACUUUAGCAUUCAACAACUACUGACCAAACGCUUUCCGCACCGGAUAUCCGACGACAUCUACCUGGAUCCUUGUAAAGCAGAGGGAUUCGUUGGUGAUGUUGCAUUGCCCAAUGUUCGCUACGAGUUGGAAUACGAACUUCAAUCGAGACGGGAUCAUGAGCAAAAAUUGGCCGUCAAGACGGGUCAAGUGCUCAUCGACUGGCAGAUCGACGGCGAUCAGGCGGAAGCGGAGAAAGAGGCCGAUCGUUUGGUUUCCUUCAACGGCUCAUCCGCCCUUCAGCAACAACGUCUCCAUCAUCCUGCUCAUCUCCAGCCGGACGAAAUAUCUGACGAUGGCCAGCAACUGAAGCCGGGCGGUAAGCAACGCCAAGGCAGGAAGCACACAUCCAUCACAGAACGUCGGAAAAAGAGCGAUCUGGAGGAUGAACUGGUCGAGUUGGAUCCGUCUGGACAACGGAAUCUAUCGAGCGAGGAAGCACAUAGCAACGGCCAUGAGGAGCAGGGUAAGCCGUCGCGACCCGUUGGUGACAAAACGACGACAAAGAGACUCAACGCAAAGACGAUCAAGGCCAGGAGAAACAAGCGCAAAGAUCGGAUCAGACAGAUCACUGAGAAACCUGGCGCGUUAAUCCGUUCCCGGAGAGCGGCAACGGCCCGCAAGGAGCGCAUCUGGGAUUUCGGAGUCAUCCCGUACGAGAUUGACGCCAACUUCUCCGGGGCCCAUAAGGCACUCUUCAAGCAAGCUAUGCGCCACUGGGAAAACUUCACCUGCGUCAAAUUCGUAGAACGUACAGCCGACCAUCCUCACUUUAUCGUUUUCACCGAACGCGCUUGCGGAUGUUGUUCUUUCGUCGGCAAACGAGGCAACGGAGCGCAGGCCAUUUCUAUCGGAAAGAACUGCGAUAAAUUUGGGAUCGUCGUCCACGAACUGGGCCACGUCGUUGGCUUUUGGCAUGAACACACGCGACCGGACCGAGACAAUCACGUCCACAUUAUCCGCGAGAACAUCAUGGCGGGUCAGGAGUACAAUUUCAACAAACUGACAUCGGAGGAGGUCAACUCGCUGGGUUUGUCCUACGAUUUCGAUUCCAUCAUGCACUACGCUCGCAACACAUUUUCCAAGGGAACUUAUUUGGAUACGAUUCUGCCGCAAGCUGAUCCAGAGACCAAAUCGCGGCCAGAGAUUGGCCAGCGCAUACGCCUUAGUGAGGGCGACAUCUCGCAGACGAACAAGCUCUAUAAAUGUCCAAAAUGUGGACGGACGUUCCAGGAAAACAAAGCGUCGUUCGUUUCGCCCGUUUUCCCACCCGGUACCGUCUCCGACGACGGCGAGCGCUGCGAGUGGCGCAUAACGGCGACUCACGGAGAGCGCAUCGUUUUAAACAUCACUGAACUGGACGUAUUCAAGGGAGAUAACUGCAAAUACGACUACGUGGAAAUUCGCGAUGGAUAUUGGCACAAAUCGCCGCUACUAGGUCGCUUCUGUGGCAGCACGCGUCUACCGGAUCCAGUCAUGUCUACUGGAAGUCGGAUGUUGGUUACUUUCCAGAGUUCACCGGGACAGAUUGGACACAAAGGAUUCAGUGCCUCUUACGAGGCGCUUUGUGGUGGUGAUUUAAACGUGGAUAGUGGUCAUCUCGAGUCACCCAACUUUCCCGACGACUACCAGCCCAACAAGGAAUGCACCUGGAAAAUCACUGUCCCGUCCGAUUAUCAAGUGGCGCUCAAGUUUCAAUCGUUUGAAAUCGAAAACCACGACAACUGCGUCUACGAUUUCCUCGAGAUCCGCGACGGCCAUGAACCCACCAGCCCGUUAAUUGGUGUCUAUUGCGGUUACAACAUCCCCGAAGAUAUCAAAUCAAGUGGCAACAAAAUGUGGAUCAAAUUCGUCUCGGACAACUCGGUUCAAAAAGCUGGCUUUUCUGCCAUUUUCAUGAAUGAAUUCGACGAAUGCGCGUCACUGGAUCACGGAUGUGAGCAUAGCUGUGUCAAUACCUUAGGGGGCUACGAAUGUCAAUGCCGAAUUGGCUUCGAGCUCCACUCAGACGGCAAACGAUGCCAAGAUGCCUGUGGUGGAUUAAUUGAUUCUCCAAACGGGACCAUUAUUAGCCCUUCCUUCCCAGACCUGUAUCCAAGCAACAAGCACUGCAUCUGGGAGAUUUUUGCACCACCACAAUAUCGCAUUACUCUCAACUUCACCCACUUUGAUUUGGAGGGCAACAAUCAAGAUUGUGAAUACGAUCACGUCGAGGUGAGGAGCAAAUUGAGCGAGAACGAACUGCGCAAACACGGCGUUUUCUGCGGCACCCACCUGCCUCCCGUCGUAACUUCCGAAGGCAACGUCCUUCGCAUCGAGUUCGCCUCAGACAACUCCGUCCAGAAGACGGGCUUUGCCGCCGUCUAUUUUACCGACAAGGAUGAGUGCGCAGUGAACAACGGCGGAUGCCAGCAAGAAUGUCGCAAUACGAUCGGCUCUUACGUUUGCGCUUGCCACAAUGGAUUUACGCUUCACGAAAAUGGUCACGACUGUAAAGAAGGCGGCUGUAAACAUGAAAUUCGUGCUCCUUAUGGCGAAAUACUGAGCCCUAAUUAUCCGCAUCCCUAUCCCGCACGAAAGGAAUGCGUAUGGCAUUUUACAACAACCCCAGGCCAUCGCAUCAAAUUAGUUUUCCACGAAUUCGAAAUUGAAUCUCAUCACGAGUGUGCUUACGAUCAUGUUGUCUUGUUCGAUGGAGAUAGUAGUGACGAUCAGACCUUGGGUCGAUUCUGCGGAUUGAAAGCACCUCAUCCAAUAGUGGCUUCCGGCAAUCAGCUCUAUUUGGUAUUCAAAUCGGAUUCAUCCGUUCAACGUCGUGGCUUUCAAGCGACGCACGCAACCGUUUGCGGCGGACACCUUCAAGCGGCGACUGGUGUGAAACACUUUUACUCUCACGCCAAGUACGGCGACCAUAACUACGAAAACAAAGAAGAUUGCGACUGGGUUAUUGAGGCACCACCCGGCAAGAAUGUCCACUUGACUUUCCUCACCUUUGAGCUGGAGGAUGAGCACGAGUGCGGCUACGAUUCUAUUGAAGUUUACCAAGGAUUCGACGACUCGGGCCCCACCAACGGCCGUUAUUGCGGCAACAGGGUACCGCCAGAGAUCGUCUCGACCAACGAAGUUCUUCUAGUUCGCUUCAAGAGCGACGAUACCAUCAACAGCAAGGGAUUCUCGGCCGCAUACGUAGCUAUCGACGAGACCGAGAACGAGGACUUACCCAAAUCCCAACAAACAAGUGUUAGAUACAACUGAGAAAAUUUUAAAAAGAA
This is a messenger RNA of Daphnia carinata, 4219 nucleotides long. RefSeq names its product tolloid-like protein 2. Gene Ontology annotation, molecular function: calcium ion binding; metalloendopeptidase activity; zinc ion binding. The record is from RefSeq and is a predicted model, not a curated record. Lineage: Eukaryota; Metazoa; Arthropoda; Branchiopoda; Diplostraca; Daphniidae. Bases 783 to 4202 code for a protein of 1139 amino acids. The transcript is spliced from 18 exons. Gene Ontology annotation, biological process: proteolysis.